UCAUCAUCUUCCCCUACUCCGAAAUCUUCUCAUUUUCUCUCACUCUCUCCCUCCAUACCUCUCUCUCUCUCUCUCUCUUUUCUGUCAACCUGUCUGUCUGUCUCUCUUUCCUCCUCCCAUGACAUGAUUGAAAUCCAGUCCAGCAGAAAUAUAAUUGUGAUCGAUCAAAAAAACCUUUUGGUUGUUCCAUUUCUUCGCUUGUUUCAAUUAGCAGAUCUUAGAUCUUUAGCACAAUAGGUUCGCAUAUAUCCUCUUAUCAUCAGCUCCAUCAUCUCCUACUCUUUCUAUUUUUAGUUCUUUCCUAAAGUACUAGCUUGUUUGACCCCAAAAAAACCUACCUCCCCAGAACACUAGAAAAAACAAAACCAAAUCUUACUCCUACAACUUCGAGAUCCAAGAGAAACACAAACGCAUCCACAUGGAUUCGCUUCACGAAUUUGACACCUCAAACGCAGACAGCGCGAGCAUCAGCUUCAGCACCAAUACCAUCAUCACAAACACCAACUCAUCCAACCCAAACAUCUCCGCUGCUGCCACCGUGGCAUCGUCCUCGUCAUCCUCGCCCUCGUCCACUCUCAGCCGCUACGAGAACCAGAAGCGCCGUGACUGGAACACCUUCGGCCAGUACCUGCGGAACCACCGACCGCCGCUGUCUCUGUCUCGCUGCAGCGGGGCCCACGUGCUUGAAUUCCUCAGGUACUUGGACCAGUUCGGGAAGACGAAGGUCCACACCCAGCUCUGCCCCUUCUUCGGGCACCCGAACCCUCCCGCGCCGUGCCCGUGCCCGCUCCGCCAAGCCUGGGGGUCCCUCGACGCCCUCAUCGGCCGCCUCCGGGCCGCCUUCGAAGAGCACGGAGGGAAGCCGGAGGCGAACCCGUUUGGAGCUCGAGCCGUGAGGCUCUAUCUACGUGAGGUUCGCGAUUCGCAGUCCAAGGCAAGGGGGAUUAGUUACGAAAAGAAGAAGCGCAAGCGCCCGCCGCAGCCACCGCCUACAUUGCCACCGCCUCCAACUGCGAGCCAGUAAGAUCAAAAUAAUUCCUGCAUGAGACCAUGUUGGUGGGAAAUAAUUUAAGUACUUUUAAUCUUUUAUUGCCGCAUACCUAUGUAGUACGUACGAGUUUUUUUUCUCUCUUAUGUUGCUUUCUCAAGGAACUAUGCCUAAAAAUUGGUGGGUAUUGAACUGUUGGGUGCUCUCUUUGAUGAUUCUGUGUUGCAAACAGUACUAGUUGUAGUAGCGGUAGAAGUAGUAGUUGUAGUAGAUCAAGUCGUCAAGUAUGUACUAGUUGUAGUUUUAAGGUCCCUGUGACUUAACAUCCAAUUUGUCAUAGAUAUAUGUACUUGAAAGGUCGUCUAUGACAAGUAAUAGAUUUGCGGAUCAUGUUGUAUGUC
Molecule: messenger RNA, 1389 nt
Organism: Alnus glutinosa
Lineage: Eukaryota; Viridiplantae; Streptophyta; Magnoliopsida; Fagales; Betulaceae
Product: protein LIGHT-DEPENDENT SHORT HYPOCOTYLS 4-like
Exons: 1
Coding region: 419-1024 (201 amino acids)
Biological process (GO): response to light stimulus; mRNA transcription
Cellular component (GO): nucleus
Source: RefSeq, a predicted model, not a curated record